Molecule: messenger RNA, 946 nt
Organism: Rubroshorea leprosula
Lineage: Eukaryota; Viridiplantae; Streptophyta; Magnoliopsida; Malvales; Dipterocarpaceae
Source: the annotation of a GenBank genome assembly
AGCCAUGACUUCUUAAGGGACUGUGAGAGAUUGGAGUGAAACCCAAAUACACCAACACCUUAAACCUUAUUGCAAUGGAAUCAAACAUCAGCUUCACCGCAAAGACCCCUGUUUUUGCUGGCCAAAACUACACAGUUUGGGCAGUGAAGAUGAAAGCAUAUCUAAGGGCUUUCGAACUUUGGGAAGUGGUUGAGAUAGAUCGGCAACCAGCUCCUCUUCCUCCAAAUGCUACUCUUGCUCAAAUUAAGAGGCACUCAGAGGAGGUGGCAAAGAGAUACAAAGCCUUGACCUGCCUUCACUCAGCAGUGACCGAUGAAAUUUUCAACAGAAUCAUGACUUGUGAAACAGCCAAAGAGGCCUGGGACAAGCUGAGAGUGGAGUUCCAAGGUGAUAACAAGGCAAGACAAAUGGAGGUUCUCAAUUUGAAAAGAGAGUUCGCGCUCAUUAGAAUGAAGGAUGCAGAGACGGUGAAGGAGUUCUCCGACCGACUGACGAAGGUGGUGAACAAGAUAAGAUUGCAAGGGGAAGAACUGUCUGAUAAGGCAGUAGUUGAGAAGGUUUUGGUGAGUCUACCGGAGAAAUUUGAGCACAAGAUCUCAUCCUUAGGGGAUUCCAAAGAUCUGUCUCAAUUCUCCUUGAAUGAAUUAGUCAAUGCUUUGCAAGCCGUGGAGCAAAGAAAGGCUUUGAGGCUUGAAAACAAUGUUGAAGGAGCAUAUUUGGCAACUGACAGAGGAAAAGCAGCAGCCAAAGAUGAUGAAAACAAGCAGGUCGGUGAUCAAAGAAACCGAGAAAAGGAAGGGUAUCAAAACAACAAAAAGGAGAGCUAUGCAUCUUGCUCUCAUUGUAAAAAGAAAGGCCAUUCCGAGAAAUAUUGUUGGUUUAGGCCUGGAGUUCAAUGCAGAAAGUGCAAGCAGUUUGGACAUGUUGAAAGGGUCUGCAAAGAAGG